CACGCAAAAUCCGACACACCACCUUGAGUCAUUCCCCUAAGCUCAACUUAUACGCCAUGAUCAGAAAUAAGUCUCCAAUUUUCGCUAUCUAAACAUUGAAGCCCAAUCUCGUCCCGUUCAUUGUGGCGUAUUAGAUCGUCGCAGCCCCCACCUUUGUUUUCGCUGCGGAAAAAUUCCCUACCACGCUUCGAGAAAUCGGUAUCGGCCUAAUAGGAUAUUGCAUUCAAAUAUGUGUAAGUUGUCAGAAUAUCCUUGUACCACUCACUCACUGUACUACAAAGAUGCCAAUAGCAUUCUUUCACAACCAGUAAAAGGGUGUUAUACUUGGCAUAAGCAGGGCGAUGGGUGGUUUGCACAGUUUGCGGUGCACUUCUUUGUCCCUAAAACCGCGAAACUACCAACAGAGGAAAUCGCUGCACUUUUCGGUGAUACAGUCGUAGUAUACUUACGAGUUAAUGGUAGUGACCCGAUUGAUGGAAAUGGAACGGAUGCAGAAAGGAAUAGUAUUCACAAACUGUAUAGCUUGGAGCCUAUCUGCCUUGAUCUGUAGCAUGUUCGCUCUCUGAAUAGCCUGGCUUGUGCACCAUAAUUUAACAGCGCUGUAUAAUAUAGGCAACAAAGCUGGUCGUACAGUGGUUGCCAUAUCCUUUUCAUUCGGGUUAGUCAGCAUGUUCGAUUGGGGGUGGUGUUUC
Molecule: messenger RNA, 692 nt
Organism: Trichoderma asperellum CBS 433.97
Lineage: Eukaryota; Fungi; Ascomycota; Sordariomycetes; Hypocreales; Hypocreaceae
Source: RefSeq, a predicted model, not a curated record